Peniophora sp. CBMAI 1063 is the source of this 1266-nucleotide messenger RNA. The record is from the annotation of a GenBank genome assembly. NCBI's taxonomy places the organism in Eukaryota, Fungi, Basidiomycota, Agaricomycetes, Russulales, Peniophoraceae.
AUGGCCGCCGUGGAUCCAACAUACCCCCUCUACCCUAUCGCUAGCCUCCUGGCUUCGGUAAUGUUACUCCUUGUACUAUUGACCAGCUUUGUCCGCCAGAGUUGGAACCUCGGUGUCGCCUUGCUCUGUUUCUGGCUCUUUUGGCAAAACCUCGCACAGGGCAUAAACACCAUUAUAUGGCAUGAUAAUGCAGACAUCAAGUUGUAUGUCUACUGUGACAUCGUAUCGCACAUGCAAAUGAUCGCCUCGGUCGUCAAAUCUAUGGCCACCCUGAUCAUUACUCGCCGUUUAUACAUGAUCACCAGUCUGCGGUCUAUAGAGCCCCCUACAACGGCAAAGAUGAAUUGCAAGUGGAUACUCGGUCUCGGGAUUCCUCUUUUGGUGGCAUGGCCUUUAUACUACGUCGUCCAGGGCUCUCGAUUUCAGGUCGACGAGGGUUUUGGUUGCACAAACACCCCCGACGGUUCAAUACUCAACGUCUUGCUUACCCAGUCAUGGCUAGUGAUCCCGCCUACAGUCUCAAUCACCGUCUACUAUCCUCAUGUCGCUCGCAUCUUCUAUCGCCACGGUCAAGAGAUCAAUCAUUUCCUACAGAGCAACGAUUCGGUGAACCGCACAAAUUACUUCCGUAUCCUUGCUCUUGCCAGCAUCGAUAUUCUGCUCACAUUACCUCUCGGCAUCGCGACGAUCGCCUUGAUCGUGAAAGAUUCUGUAUCUUUCGGGACCGUCCCAUUCUACUUCGGUUGGACUCAUGACCAUACGGAGUGGCAGCCGCAAAGCUAUUCCUAUGCAUCUAUUGUGUCUCAAGGGACUUCCGCUUUAGCCCAAUUCUACUUCGUAUUUUGGACUUCACCCAUCCUCGCCUUCGUCAUCUUCGGACUCUUCGGCGUCACAUCGGAGGCGCGCGCGUCGUACUGGCGCAUCAUCUGUACCAUCUGCGGGUGGAUUGGCUGGAAACCGACUCUCCCCACCCGCAGAGCACGUUCGCCGCUAGGAGACAUCGAGUUCGGCGAACGGCCCGCUCAGAACUCUAUGUCGCUAGGGCUUGACUGCGCUAAUGUCGAAUCCAAGCUACAUCAACCCGACGCCCGCGCGCAAGAACAGGAUGGAGAAGGAAGGGUUGCAAAUGAGGCAGAGAAUGGCUCGGAGAACGAUGCUAUACAGGAAGUACGCCAGAGUACUGCAGAGAAGACCUUCGACGAGCGCCCGACGCAGCCUUCCGCGUCUUCCCAGGCUGACUUCGGGGAUGUCUCGGCCGAAGUGUGA